Molecule: messenger RNA, 2136 nt
Organism: Symbiodinium sp. CCMP2456
Lineage: Eukaryota; Dinophyceae; Suessiales; Symbiodiniaceae
Source: the annotation of a GenBank genome assembly
GCUAUCGACGAGUUGUCCAUGGCGGAUUCCUUCAUCCUGGAGGUCUUGAGGGGCUGGCGCCUCAUGCAGGCGUCCGGCCUCACGGCCGAUGAACGCCGUGAUAUCUUGGCGAGCACCAAGAACAGCAUGGACUAUGCCGUGAUCUCUUCGGCGCUUCAGAACCUUUGGGAUGACCAGAUGCUUGGUCGCGGACAUCAUGGCGCUUCACAGCAACAGGCCUACAUGCUCGACAGCGGCGACUUCUGGGACCACGAGACCGCCUACUACCAAGAGCCGGAUCACGAGUGGUGGGGUACGGACGAUUCAUGGUGGAAUGACAGCUACUACGUCGACGAGGACCCCUACGGCGAGGACUCUUGGUGGAAUGAAGAUUGGUGGAGCUACGACGCGCAGGCAGCGCAAGAACCUGAGGACCCUGGCAUCAAAGAAAAGCUGCAGGAAGCACAGCAAGCCGAGCAGGUUGCGGAGAGCCUAGCAGCUGAAGCUCAUCGUACUUGGGCAGAAGCUCAAAGGGCGACGCAGGCGCUUCGCAAGGACCGCGGCUUUGGAGCUGUUCUUCAGAAGGGCUCAGGGAAAUGCUUCAAUUGCGGAGGUUCUCACUUUGCCAGAGAUUGCCCGGAUCGUCGUGGAUAUGGCUUUGGAAAAGGCAAGGGCAAGGGCAAGGCCUUCGCAAUGGAAUCUGAUGAUUCAUGGUUGUGCUUCACGAACAAGGGCAAGAGCAAGUCCAAAGGCAAGGGCAAGUCUAAAUCCUGGAUGCAGGCCCAUGCUCUGUGGUCCAAGAGCAAGGGCAAGAAUAAAGGGAAACCAAGGGAGCGGACUGUGAAUGCAUACUCCUCGGAUUUGUUUCUUGGCGGCCUUGAGUUCAGUGGGUUGGAGCUGGCGACCAGUCACCAGCAACAGAUGCCGUCAGCGAGCCCAUCGGAGCCCCACCUCGGCAUGAUUGACUCAGGAGCUACCGCAUCGGCGGCACCAGAAGCCGUCGUGAAGGGCCUCAUUAGUGCCAUUCUCACCCAGGACAAGGGAGCCAAGAUUGAGUUCGAUCAGUCAGCGCGGCCAUACUUUCGCUUCGGGAACGGGAGAUGGGGCAGGGCACUUUGUCGAGUACAUCUCAGUAGUACUGUGUCAGGCCAGUUGAGAAGUUUCUCUCUCUAUACUCUUCCCAAUCCCGAUGAGUACUUCAAGAGUGGAUUUGACAAGUCGUCGUUGGUCCCUGUGUUGGUUGGCAUGGAUUGUCUUGGAAGGGAUGGCAUUGGCAUCAUGAUAGAUUUCGCCAGUGGACUCGCUAUGAACACCAAGGAACCCAACCCGACAAUCUAUCCCUUGACUGUGAACAAGAAAGGACACUACACCCUUGACAUUCUUCAUCAUCUAACACAAGGCUACACAUCUGAAGAAGGGCAAGCACAUGUGGUCGUUCGCACGAGUGCCUCUGAGUGUGCAGUUCCGCAAGAUCAACAGUUCCUGGAGCUAGGUACCGUUUGGUUUGAUUUGACUGCCUGUGAUGCUGAACUAGAUGAACGAGAGCUUCAAAUGUCGAGAGAUAGGAUGUGGCAGCUUUACAACGCCUCCCGCACAUCGGUGAUCGUGGACCACAUCCGUGCGAAGACAAAGCCAAAUGCGAAGGCACAGCCACUCGACGUGUCUCGCAAGGUGACCGCGGACCUCCGAGACCCGCGGACGCGGGCCGAUCAAUGGCCAUGUCACAAUGUGCAUGUGCAGGGCCGUCCCCAGGCCAAUGCUCAUGGUCAAUGGACACAUUGCGCGGUUUGCAACCUGAGGAUGGAGUACAUUCCACGAGUGGGAAGCCACGGCCAAACAGCCAAGGCAGAGAACCCUGGAAUGACAUCGAGGAUGCUGAAGCAACUCCAGACCCUCAUGGGGAACUACAAGCCCACGGCGAGUAUCUGCCUGGCCAUGCAGCGGAAGAUCGACGCGGAGGAGCAGCUCAACACGUUGAUUCGGGAGAGGAUGAACGAGGUCCAGAUGGCCGAGACACUGAACCAGGUCACACCGGCUACCGCAUCAACGGGCACUCCGGGAGCGGCGACAACAACAAUGAGUCCAGGACAAUCCUCUCCGGGGAGCUGGGAAGUGACGGACGACAUGAACCCCAAUGUCCUGGACAGCGGCUACUGA